UGUGCCCAGCUCAAAUUAACAGUGUUGUUAAAUGGUUAAAUAGCAGCUGACUUUCCGCGCCUUAAAAUUAAAUAUAUAUAAAAUGAGGCGGAGUUUAGCACCUAGUCAAAGACUGGGAGUUCGCAUCAAAUCAAAAGAUGCCUUUACCCCUCCACUACAAAAGAAAAUAAAACGUGCGUGUCAGGAGGAGCUGCAGAAACGCCAAACUGCAUUACGAGAGUCUACGAAUCUUGUCGAGCUUCCGCUCCCGAUUCGCUUCACGGCGAAUAGCGAGUAUGAGCAGGCCAUAGCCAAAGUGUUGGCGCGCAAGUUCAAAGUCCCUAUUGCCAACUAUGUACCAGAUUAUGGAGGAAAUCGUACACUGGGUGUACGACGUACCAUAGUGCGGCGUUCCUUGCACGAUCCACAAGCGUGUAAUGCUUUAGUCUUACAUAUACCGCCUGCCUACACGGAGCAUGAGCGUAUGUCAAUGGAUCCGAGCAAGUUGCAGGUACAUGUGGUAGUUGAUCCAAUCCUUAGCAACGUUCUGCGUCCACAUCAGCGUGAAGGUGUGCGUUUUAUGUAUGAAUGCGUGGAAGGUAAACGAGGUAAUUUCAACGGCUGUAUUAUGGCUGAUGAAAUGGGUCUGGGCAAGACCUUGCAGUGCGUCACAUUAACGUGGACGCUGCUGCGACAAAGCGCCGAUUGCAAGCCAACGAUAUCCAAAGCAAUUGUUGUGUCUCCCUCAUCGUUGGUGAAAAACUGGGAGAAGGAGUUUACUAAAUGGUUGCACGGCCGCAUGCACUGCUUGGCCAUGGAGGGUGGCUCCAAAGAAGAAACGACCCGCACUCUCGAACAGUUUGCCAUGAAUACAGCCACACGCUGUGGAACACCGGUGCUGCUGAUCAGUUACGAAACAUUCCGCCUCUAUGCACACAUACUCUGCAAAACGGAGGUGGGCAUGGUCAUAUGCGACGAAGGGCAUCGGCUUAAAAAUAGUGACAAUCUCACAUAUCAGGCUCUGAUGGGCCUGAAGACCAAACGACGCGUUUUACUCUCCGGCACGCCGAUCCAAAACGAUCUGACCGAGUAUUUCAGCUUGGUUAACUUCGUCAAUCCAGAAAUGUUGGGCACAGCUGCCGAUUUCAAACGUAACUUUGAAAACGCAAUUCUACGUGGUCAGAAUGCCGAUUCUACGGACGCAGAACGUGAGCGUGCAUUGCAGAAGACUCAGGAAUUAAUUGGUUUGGUCAAUCAAUGCAUAAUACGACGUACCAAUCAAAUCCUGACCAAAUAUCUGCCGGUCAAAUUUGAAAUGGUCGUGUGUGUCAAACUAACACCAGUCCAAUUGCAAAUCUACACAAAUUUUUUAAAAUCGGAUCAGGUGCGUCGCAGUCUAGCAGACUGCAAUGAGAAGGCAUCGCUGACGGCACUGGCCGACAUAACAACAUUAAAAAAGCUGUGCAAUCAUCCCGAUCUGAUCUACGAAAAAAUAGCUGCAAGGGAAAAGGGUUUUGAGAACUCACAGAAUGUUUUACCGGCCAACUACAAACCAAAAGAUGUGAACCCGGAGUUGAGCGGCAAGUUUAUGCUACUGGAUUUUAUGCUGGCUGCCAUACGCGCCAAUAGCGAUGACAAGGUGGUCCUGAUCUCGAACUAUACGCAGACGCUGGAUCUGUUCGAGCAGCUGGCGCGUAAACGCAAAUACAGUUAUGUUCGGUUGGAUGGCACCAUGACGAUUAAGAAACGCUCCAAAGUUGUGGACAGAUUCAACGAUCCCAGUACCGAUUGCUUUCUCUUUAUGCUAAGCAGUAAAGCCGGUGGCUGCGGUCUGAAUUUGAUAGGCGCGAAUCGGUUAUUCAUGUUUGACCCCGACUGGAAUCCGGCAAACGAUGAGCAAGCGAUGGCUCGAGUCUGGCGCGAUGGACAGAAGAAGCCCUGCUACAUCUAUCGCUUGGUGGCAAGCGGUUCAAUUGAGGAGAAAAUCCUACAGAGGCAGACGCACAAGAAAUCGCUGUCCAGCACAAUCAUAGACAACAACGAGUCGGCUGAAAAGCAUUUCACACGCGAUGAUCUUAAGGAUUUGUUUAGCUUCGAGGCCAACGUGCUAUCCGAUACGCACAUUAAACUUAAAUGCAAGCGUUGUUUCCAGGAUGUCCAAAGACAGCCACCAGCAGAGAAUACAGACUGCACCUCACAUCUGUCGCAGUGGUUCCACUGCUCAAAUAAUCGCGGUUUGCCAGAUAGUAUAUUGUCCCAGGCGUGGACAGCAAGUAAAUGUGUUUCAUUUGUAUUCCAUCAUCGAUCACAGGGAGAUUCAAAGCCAGCGGCCAUCAUUGCGGAGGACGAUCAAUCUGAACAACAGCAGCUAAGCCAUAAGCGAACUGCCAAAAAUGACGAUGAUGCAGAAUUUGACCCUGAGGAUAGCGCUGAGGAACAAUUCUUGGGCUUUUAGUUGUUAAAUUUACAAAUAAU
Drosophila hydei is the source of this 2454-nucleotide messenger RNA. It is a transcript of the gene okr, whose product is annotated as DNA repair and recombination protein RAD54-like. Gene Ontology annotation, cellular component: nucleus. NCBI's taxonomy places the organism in Eukaryota, Metazoa, Arthropoda, Insecta, Diptera, Drosophilidae. Gene Ontology annotation, molecular function: ATP-dependent chromatin remodeler activity; ATP binding; DNA translocase activity. Bases 83 to 2434 code for a protein of 783 amino acids. The transcript has 6 exons. The record is from RefSeq and is a predicted model, not a curated record. Gene Ontology annotation, biological process: reciprocal meiotic recombination; double-strand break repair via synthesis-dependent strand annealing.